Messenger RNA from Bipolaris zeicola 26-R-13, 780 nucleotides. RefSeq lists its product as uncharacterized. The transcript is spliced from 4 exons. The record is from RefSeq and is a predicted model, not a curated record. Lineage: Eukaryota; Fungi; Ascomycota; Dothideomycetes; Pleosporales; Pleosporaceae. Bases 1 to 780 code for a protein of 259 amino acids.
AUGACCGUCCGCAACUGUUAUCGCCUUUGGCCAAGAGGCGCCAAGGACAACAAGCCGGGGUUUCAUGCGCCGUGUCUCCCUGCUUUCCACACAGCGCCGCCUCCGCCUCCACCCGCUGCCACUGCAGUGCCCUCCCCCUACUUCUCACAUGCAGUCUCUCUCUGCUUCCCGCCAAACGGCCGCUACUACAACGCCGUCUCCUCCCUUGCACCCACCGCACCCACCGCACCACCGCACCACAGCCCCGCCUUCAUCGACCGCUUCGACCCUGCCCUGGAUUACUUCACCCCCAGCGCCGAAUACAAGAGGGCUACAACCUCCCGGUGCCGAGCCAACAUCAACCAGCACCUCCUUACCGUACCCCACUGGUACCAUACCGAUACAGGCCAGUCCACUCUUCGCUACCACGAAGAAACAUGUCUCACAGUGACCCACCGCUCCCCCGUCAAGUACCCGUCCUGCGGCACCCGCAGCACCCUCGCUCCCAUCGGCAUACCAGACCACGGAGACGGCUUCGCUGUAUAUCUUCGCUGGAUGCGUCAGCGACACUAUCGAAGGCACGGCGUGAUGCACCAAGCGGCCCCAUCGUCUGCUGUGUGCACGCGCAGCUCUGACGAUGCGCUUGACCUGCACCUCGGCGGGGACCCUGCGAACCCUCUACCGAGCCUGCAGUCCGAUGCGCAGACGCUUAAUACCGAUUUGCUGGGAAUGGGCUCGGGACUUGACGGCGUUGACGCAUCGGAGCUUGGGUACCCCAGUGAGAUUGACUUCAUUGGGUGA